Molecule: messenger RNA, 723 nt
Organism: Budorcas taxicolor (takin)
Lineage: Eukaryota; Metazoa; Chordata; Mammalia; Artiodactyla; Bovidae
Gene: SOX14
Product: SRY-box transcription factor 14
Exons: 1
Coding region: 1-723 (240 amino acids)
Biological process (GO): cell differentiation; anatomical structure morphogenesis; negative regulation of transcription by RNA polymerase II
Molecular function (GO): DNA-binding transcription factor activity, RNA polymerase II-specific; RNA polymerase II cis-regulatory region sequence-specific DNA binding
Source: RefSeq, a predicted model, not a curated record
AUGUCCAAACCUUCAGACCACAUCAAGCGACCCAUGAAUGCCUUCAUGGUAUGGUCCCGAGGCCAGCGGCGCAAGAUGGCCCAGGAAAACCCCAAGAUGCACAACUCAGAGAUCAGCAAACGCCUAGGUGCCGAGUGGAAGCUUCUGUCCGAGGCAGAGAAGCGGCCGUACAUCGAUGAGGCCAAGAGGCUACGCGCCCAGCACAUGAAGGAGCACCCUGACUACAAGUACCGGCCGCGGCGCAAGCCCAAGAACCUGCUGAAGAAGGACAGGUAUGUCUUCCCCCUGCCCUACCUGGGCGACACGGACCCGCUCAAGGCGGCCGGCCUGCCCGUAGGGGCCUCCGACGGCCUCCUGAGCGCGCCCGAGAAAGCCCGGGCCUUCUUGCCGCCCGCCUCGGCGCCCUACUCCCUGCUGGACCCCGCGCAGUUUAGCUCGAGCGCCAUCCAGAAGAUGGGUGAAGUGCCCCACACCUUGGCCACCGGCGCGCUGCCCUACGCGUCCACCCUGGGCUACCAGAACGGCGCUUUCGGCAGCCUCAGCUGCCCCAGCCAGCACACGCACACGCACCCGUCCCCCACCAACCCGGGCUACGUGGUGCCCUGUAACUGUACCGCCUGGUCUGCCUCCACCCUGCAGCCCCCCGUCGCCUACAUCCUCUUCCCGGGCAUGACCAAGACUGGCAUAGACCCCUAUUCGUCAGCCCACGCCACGGCCAUGUAA